Brassica oleracea var. oleracea is the source of this 808-nucleotide messenger RNA. RefSeq names its product actin cytoskeleton-regulatory complex protein pan1-like. NCBI's taxonomy places the organism in Eukaryota, Viridiplantae, Streptophyta, Magnoliopsida, Brassicales, Brassicaceae. The transcript has 3 exons. The record is from RefSeq and is a predicted model, not a curated record. The coding region runs from base 136 to 531 and encodes 131 amino acids.
CACUUGAAACACGGAGAGAGGAAUCUCUAUCUCUCUAGAGAAACCGUCUUCACUUUCACUGUCUGCAACUUGCAUAAAAAGAACAUCUUCUUCUCCCAUUUUAGAUUCUUGUCUGAGAAACUUUCCCACCUCAAGAUGCCGAUCAACAAAGACCCAUCAACACCUCCGCCUGUCAUCGGCAAAAUCGGUCCUUACACUGUCUUCAUGACUCCUCCGGCCACUCCAAAACCACCUGAAUCUCCUUCCACUGUCCCUCAGAAACCCAACCUUCAACCACCGGUUCUUCCACCGCCGCAGCAGUUUAAAUCGGUGGCUUCCUCUGCACAGGACGGCUCGGUUUUGGGGUUCUUCAAAAACGCCGCCACAAAGGUUCAAAAUGCACAUUCAAGCGUGGAUGAUCAUUUGGUGAGAUGGUUUGGGUUAAACCAAUCUAAGUACCAAUGGGCUUUAGACGAGUACUACGAAGGCAAAGGAUCUGAAAUGAAGAGCGUGAAAUCAAAUGAGAUGCCUGGGAAAGUACAAAGCGUAUAAGCAACCAUAUAAAUCCACUUCCUCUCCCUUUGGCCAAUCUCCAAAGAAGAAAGAUCUGUUUUCUUCAGAUGAUCAGUCGUUGAUUCCAUUUAACCUUAGAGAUCUGUUUUGGUAUGUAGCUCUUUGUAGUGUUUAUUUAACAAUGGUUAAAAUCUCCAAAGGAAAAUGGAGAUGCAUUGAUCAUUCGGUUUGCUGUAAGUUUUAAUCACAUAAUUUAUUUCAAAUCUUAUCAUAUGUAUGUUAUUAUGUCUCAAUUCAAACAAUUAUUAUUAUUUUC